CGAGGGCUGAGAGGUGGUGCCAUCAACCUCGUGAGACGCUACACCAGCACGCACGGGGCAGUUAGGGACGUAGCAGUGACCGCAGCAGUGACCGCAACGAUGCGGGCAUCGAUCGCUUUUUGCUUGGCCUCGACGGCUGCAGCCUUCCAGUCAGCAGCACCUCAGGCACACAGCACUGCGCUUUGCGCCACGCGCAUGCGACCUGUGUGGAAACAAAUCUCGGACGCUGCACGCCAUCGACGCGUCGUCGUCCCUGUAACUGCAUCUGCAUCUGCUCGAUGGCGUGGAGAUUAUACGCCAUCGACGCGACGUUGCCCCCGUAAUAACUGCGGUGGCUCGAUGGCAUGGAGGUCCGCAAUAAUUCAUUGGUUGAUUUCACACAGGCAGCGACGUCCUCAAGGGCGCCGGCGUCGCUGCAUUACUCGCCUUCGCCGCACCCGCACAAGCUGCGCAGCGCACCCAGUCGGGACUGAUCUACGAGGUCCAGAAGUCGAACCCGAAGGGCAAGCAGCCCGUGAAGGGCGACUUGAUUGCGAUCCGCUUCAAGGGCGCGACGACGGACGGCAACGUUUUUGAUGAUACCACAAAAACGGACGAGCCCCUCUACUACCGCGUCGGGACUGGUAGUUUGAUUGCGGGCAUCGAGGAGAUCUUGCCCAUGAUGCGCUACAAGGAGAAGUGGGCCGUGCAGAUCCCGGCCAACCUCGCCUUCGGCAGCGCGGGGCGCAAGGCGUCCGCGGGCAAGCCGCGCAUCCCCGGCGGCGCGGACCUGUACUACGAGAUCGAUUUCGUCGCGUUCCCGGGCUUCGAGGGGGACAUCUACCUCCAGGACUAA
Molecule: messenger RNA, 835 nt
Organism: Pelagomonas calceolata
Lineage: Eukaryota; Pelagophyceae; Pelagomonadales; Pelagomonadaceae
Source: the annotation of a GenBank genome assembly